Eruca vesicaria subsp. sativa (arugula) is the source of this 1003-nucleotide messenger RNA. NCBI's taxonomy places the organism in Eukaryota, Viridiplantae, Streptophyta, Magnoliopsida, Brassicales, Brassicaceae. The record is from the annotation of a GenBank genome assembly.
AUGCCGGGAAGUUAUCACCGCCGGGGAUCCGACGUGACAAUCAGCAUCUUCACGAUGAUGAUCACGUUGCUGACGUGUCCAGUAAUCAUUAACGCUUCAUCAUCAUCAUCGGUAGCCAACACGAGGAAGCUCGACGAGGUAGAUCCCAUAAAGUGCUCUCCAAGCUGCGUCCAAAACCCUCCUCCGCCGUCUCCUCCACCACCGUCUCCACCACCUCCAGCAUGUCCUCCUCCGCCGGCUCUCCCUCCACCGCCGAAGAAAGUCUCACCCAACUGUCCACCGCCUCCCCCAGCUAAUUUCUUGUACAUAACAGGUCCACCGGGAAAUCUCUACCCGGUUGAUGAGCAAUUCGGUGCGGCCGCCAGAAAAACUUUUACGGUGGCGAAGCUGGCCGGUCUGAUCGGGUUUGGACUUAUAGUAUUGUUGGUUCUUUGAAACAUGAACGGAUCAAAAGAAAAGUUGAAAAGUUGUUGGUAUGUUGGGAUACUUUUUUUUUUUAAUUAGUUUACUGAAGAUCGAAGGUUAUUGAUCGUUGGUUAAUAAUAAUUUUUAUAGCUAGGAUAUAUAUUUUUCAUCUUAUUUUCCUAUAUUCAAAUUUUCUAAUGGGUUUGUUAAACCAAAUUAAUAAGGGGCGAAUAUAAGCAUAGACCGAAAAAUCUGUUAAAGGAAAUAUGUAUAUUCUCGAAUUUAUUCUCUUUAUGUGAUAUGUUCUCUUCUCUUUGACAACUUGCCGUUCGAAUUUAUUCUUGGAAUUGGAAAUUGUACUUUAUGCGAAUAAUUUUGUAGAAAAGCAAGUUGCACUCGUAAAGUGAAAAGAUUGAAAAGGCGAAAUUGGUGAAAAAAUAUUCUGGUUCUUUUGUGGUUUAUUUGUCCUCUUAUGUAUAGUAAUUUAAAUCAGCUUUUUUUACGACUAUUACUGACUAUUUCAAUUGCUCUUGAUCAAUUUUUGCAGUUUUUUCCUAGAAAAUGUUAUUUUUCAUGUGAUACAAAAUGGUCAAAUCUG